AUGAACGGAGCUUCAGAAGACGGCCAGUUAAACCCACGGAAGCAAAAUAUGGAAGCUCCAGGAACCGGUUCAACUCGCACACGCUUUCGCCACCCUGCCAAGCGCCACCCUGCCAAGCGCCACCCUGCCAAGCGCCACCCUGCCAAGCGCCACCCUGCCAAGCGCCACCCUGCCAAGCGCCACCCUGCCAAGCGCCACCCUGCCAAGCGCCACCCUGCCAAGCGCAACCCUGCCAAGCGCCACCCUGCCAAGCGCCACCCUGCCAAGCGCCACCCUGCCAAGCGCCACCCUGCCAAGCGCCACCCUGCCAAGCGCCACCCUGCCAAGCGCCACUCUGUCAAGCGCAACCCUGCCAAGCAAAGCACCUAA
Messenger RNA from Procambarus clarkii (red swamp crayfish), 369 nucleotides. Its product is annotated as trigger factor-like. Lineage: Eukaryota; Metazoa; Arthropoda; Malacostraca; Decapoda; Cambaridae. The record is from RefSeq and is a predicted model, not a curated record.